AUGCCCAUAACGCCCACUUGGCCCGACGACUUGAGGCUCUCCCCCUAUUUCUCUCGCAUGACCUCGGAUUCUCUCCGAGCUCUCGCUCCCGACCACAAUGGCGCUUUAGUAUUCCUUUUCCCCGCCCAAGGCAAUCCGAUCGUCGUCCCCACUGGCUUCCAUGCAGGCCAUGGCAAUCUUCGUCGCCCAAUAGAUUUGGACGUGUCUCGUUACCUUGAUUUGGAUGGAGACCGCGUAGUCCAGCUGUCUAGCCGGAUGGCUCUUUUUCCUCGCUUACCCUUAGAAAGCUCCGAGGUUUUGCGGGUUGGGUUUGCGGUCUACUUCUGUGCAGAGGGUAUUUACACCCUCCAUCGCAACGCAUGCCUUCAAAGUCUCUUCACUACCCCUGUGCCAAUCGGCGGAAACAUUGUCGUCGCCACUGUUUCUGCGGAGGGGGUGGUGAUUGACGCUACUCCCACCCUGUUACAACAAGCGCUGCUCAUCGCUGGCAUGUGA
This is a messenger RNA of Coprinopsis cinerea okayama7#130, 495 nucleotides long. RefSeq lists its product as hypothetical. The record is from RefSeq and is a predicted model, not a curated record. Bases 1 to 495 code for a protein of 164 amino acids. The transcript is spliced from 2 exons. NCBI's taxonomy places the organism in Eukaryota, Fungi, Basidiomycota, Agaricomycetes, Agaricales, Psathyrellaceae.